Molecule: messenger RNA, 2502 nt
Organism: Diachasmimorpha longicaudata
Lineage: Eukaryota; Metazoa; Arthropoda; Insecta; Hymenoptera; Braconidae
Product: facilitated trehalose transporter Tret1-like
Exons: 2
Coding region: 751-2289 (512 amino acids)
Biological process (GO): carbohydrate transport; transmembrane transport
Cellular component (GO): membrane
Molecular function (GO): sugar transmembrane transporter activity
Source: RefSeq, a predicted model, not a curated record
GAUGAAAUUUGGACUCAAUUUUUUUGCAUCACGUGACACACACGUUUUUCCAGAAUUGUGCCUCAAGACAAUCACCUAGUUGAUGUGAUGUAUAAGUAGGCGAGGAAGUGUCGUCAGGAGUCAUUAAUAAUUUUUCAACGAUGGUGUGAGAAACCGUAUAUGCACGUGUCUCACGACGAAAUACUUUAUCAGACGCGAUUGGAGGGCUAAUCGCCAUUAUUGAAGUGGGCCCCCCCGAUAGUGGUAGUCAAGAGAAGGAGUACUCGUUGUUAGCCCGAGGCACGAUCAUCAUUGUCGUCAGACAGUCUGGAUGACAAUGUGCGAAGAUCAACGUUGAGGGGGACGUGGUAUAAAGUCAUUGUUGAGAGGCUGAUUGCAAAUUGCCUGGGGUGAUUGUCCCCUCGAUCAAUCCUCAAUACAUCCAUUGGUGGGAAAAUGAUGGAUCAUGUGAUGAAAUAGAAGGAAAAAAUUACAAGAAUUUUGCCAUUUACUUCAUCCCCUCACAAAGUGAGACAUGUUUCUGGCGAGUGUAUUUCAACGAGAAAAACAACAAUUCAGGCGUUCACGAGCCAGAUCGAACAGGGUAAAUUCAAAAGUUAAUUGCAUAUAGAAGACAACUACAGCUCUUGCAUCGGGUAUAAAUCUUCCAAGAUAACGAAAUCAUAAAGACGACAAAGACGGGGUAAGGGAAUUUUAGCUGAGCGUUUGAUGAUCGUUUUGUUCAGUGUAUCAUUGAGUGAGUGACAGGAUAUGUCGCCGGAAGAUACUGAAAACACUGGUAAAUGUGAAUACACUAUGGAAAUGCAAACAGUGGAAAUUAAAGAUUUCAAUACAACAGCAACUUAUAAAGAAAAAAAUGGUGUUUUGGAUCCAAUACUCAAGCCGGCCAGACUCAAGGAGGGUCAAAAAAUUUUCCAAUGCCUAUCGACAUUGAUAGUUGGUAUUAUGGCAAUGCAGAGCGGAAUGACAUUGAGCUGGACAUCACCGACAAUACCAUAUUUGGAAUUGAAUACAUCGUUUCUUGGUGGUCUCGAUGGUAGUCAAGUGUCCUGGGUCAGUUCAUUAAUGCCACUGGGUGCGGUUCUCGGUGCGUUACCAGCGGGAAUGAUAGCCGAUUCUAUUGGACGAAAAUUAGCAUUAAUGAUAACAACAAUUCCCCUACUGUUAUCCUGGCUAAUGAUCAUAUUUUUACGUAGUUUAAAUAGUUUGUAUGCCGCGAGAUUUAUGGGAGGCAUUGGAUCUGGAGCAGUGUGUGUUCUAGUACCUCUGUACAUUGGCGAGGUUGCUGAACCCUCGAUUCGUGGUGCCCUAGGAUCAUGCUUCGCACUGUUAUUCUCUACCGGUGUUGUUUUUAUCUACAUCGUUGGUGCCUACACCAACUAUAUUAUCCUCAAUAUCGCUUGCUGUGGUAUGCUUGUACCAUUUCUACUAUCUAUUUACUUUCUUCCUGAAUCGCCAAUAUGGCUUGUUCAAAAUAAUCGCAUAAAGGAGGCGGAAAAAUCACUCAGUAUUUUGAGGGGUAGAUUUUACGAGCCCAAAUUGGAGAUAACUAUACUCCAGGAAGAGGCUGAUCGGGUCGAGAGAAGCCGUGGGGGUUUUAGGGACUUAAUUGGUACACGUGCUGGAAGAAAGGCCAUUGGUACAUGUCUCGGGCUCAUGUGGUUCCAACAGAUGUGUGGAAUUGAUGCUGUUCUAUUUUAUACUGUUAAAAUCUUCCAGGAAGCUGAGAGCUCCAUUGAUCCCUUUUUAGCUACCAUCAUAAUCGGACUUAUUGAAGUCGUUAUGGCAGCUGUUGUCGCAGUUACUAUUGAUAAAUUUGGAAGAAAACCAUUGCUCGUAUUAUCUGGCACUGCUAUGACACUUUGUCUGGGUGUACUUGGGUACUAUUUCAAACUCCAGAGUGAUGGCUUUGAUGUGAGAUCUAUUGCCUGGUUACCCCUAACAUGUCUUGCUCUAUUUAAUGUUGUUUUUAGUCUUGGAUUCGGAUCUGUACCAUUCGCUGUCAUUAGUGAAUUGUUCCCUCCAGAGACGAAAGGUGUAGCUAUCAGUAUGUCAAUUAUUGUUAAUUGGACACUAGUAUUUGUUGUCACUAAAUUUUAUCCACCGAUGAUUGAUCUCAUUGGACAAGCCAAAACUUUCUGGUUUUUUUCACUCAUGGCGUGUUCAUCAGCGGUCUUUUCAUUUAUAUUUGUGCCAGAGACUAAAGGAAAAACACUCCGCGAAAUUCAGACUAAAUUGUCCAUCAAAAGAUCUUCAAGUAAAAAAGUUUCUACCGUAGAAGCAACUUGAUAAUCCCGAGGGACUAUUGUGAUUCAACAGACUGAUCCGUUAGAUCAUUUUUUUACGGAAUCUAUCAUAAUGAAUUUUUAUCAAUCUGCGAUAUUUAUCCACCGGUUUUAUCUAUAGUUAUAUAUAUAAUAUAGAUUUAGAGUCAUUAAUGUCAAUGUAUACAGUGCCAUAUCUUUGUUCAAGUAGUAGUAAUAAAUAAUAAAUCAAGUAAUA